AUGAUACACGAACACAGAGACAAGUGCGGGAGACUGCUAGCCAACCUCCUGAGGCAACGUAGGACACAACUGUAUAUACAGAAAAUAAAAAACGCACAGCAACAAAUCAGACACCUCCCAGACCAAAUAGCAACGGAGUUCCAACGAUACUACCAAGACCUUUACCAUCUCCGCAAGGAAGCACAGGACGACCAGAGACUUAAAAAAAACAGCAGACAUACGCAA
Messenger RNA from Pelobates cultripes (western spadefoot toad), 225 nucleotides. Lineage: Eukaryota; Metazoa; Chordata; Amphibia; Anura; Pelobatidae. The record is from the annotation of a GenBank genome assembly.